Eremomyces bilateralis CBS 781.70 is the source of this 1284-nucleotide messenger RNA. Its product is annotated as NAD(P)-binding protein. The transcript has a single exon. NCBI's taxonomy places the organism in Eukaryota, Fungi, Ascomycota, Dothideomycetes, Eremomycetales, Eremomycetaceae. The record is from RefSeq and is a predicted model, not a curated record. Bases 163 to 1161 code for a protein of 332 amino acids.
UGCAUUGUGGAGAGACCUCAGAUUUCUUGGUCAUCCAUCAAUCAUCUCAGGCAGGGGCUCAUAUUUAAAAGUACUAUUUAACAGUACUUAUAAGUGCUUCAGAAACUUCAUCUUGUCAACAUUCCACCAACUCAGCAAAACAAUCAACUACAAUCCUUUACAAUGGCACCUCAAAGCAUCUUUCUCGUCGGCGCUGGAUAUGUCGGACAGAACGUCUUCGAUCAGCUUCUUGCAGCGAAAUAUCCAGUCACAGUCUUUGUACGGCGGCAAGAGCAAGCAUCAAUAUUCGAGGAGGCCGGGGCAAAAACCGUCCUCGGCACUUUAAGCGAUCUCGAGCUACUCACGAAGCAAGCCGCUCUGCAUGAAAUAACCAUAAACACUGCAUCAUCCGACGACUUGCCAAGCGUGGAAGCCAUACUGUCAGGCGUGCGCCAGCGUGUUCAUGCGGGCCUGCCGAGUAUUUAUAUUCAUACGAGCGGAUCAGGCGUGCUCGAUGAUGGUGCAAUGGGAAUGCACAAGGACGGUAAAGCCUACGGCGACGAUGUUCCAGGAGACAUCGACGCCUUGCCGCCCGCUUCCAUCCACCGCCACGUGGACAUCCCAAUCGUCCAAGCAGCGCAUGAGUUUGGGGAGAAGGCAAAGAUCGCCAUCAUUCUUCCUGCACUUGUCUAUGGGGUGGACCGGGUCCAUAAGCGCAAUUCUUUUGUGCUGCCGAUUCUGGUGCGCUUUACGUUGAAGCAUGGGUUUGCAGGCCAUGUGGGUGAAGGUCGAAAUAUAUGGAGCGUCAUUCACGUCAAGGACCUUGCGCGCGCCUAUAUGACGAUGUUGGCAUAUGUUGAGAAGUCCGCACCGGCAGCCAUCCUGGAGAAUCCAUACUUUUUCGCCGAAAACGGGUCCGAGGUCUCAAUGCGUGAGGUUGCAGAAAAGCUUAGCCAAGUUCUGUUCGAGGCUGGCAAGAUCAAGGGUCCUAAGGUACAGACAUUUACUGAAGCCGACUACGCGGAUAUUUUGGGCCCUAUGACUCCUGUUCUUGGUUGUAAUGCGAGAACUCGUACGAUCAGGUUACGGGAAUUGGGUUGGGAACCCAAGGAGAAGGAUGUGUGGACUACUUGGAAGGAGGAGGAAGUUCCAGCGAUGUUAGCUGCAAUGGACUCGGCGUGAGAAGGGAAAUGAAAUCCUCUCAUUCGCGUAUUCAUAACCUGGCUUUAUAUGAUUAAUCUUGUUUACACAAAUAGACGCUACAUCUGGAAACAAUUGAUUUUUAUUUAUUAGUUAUAUACCGAU